AUGUCGUCCACCACGCCCAUCAUCCCGGACUUGAAGGGCAAGCGAGUUCUUAUCACAGGUGGCUCUUCGGGCAUCGGCAAAGCGGCUGCGUUUUCUUUCGAUGCAAACAACUGCAAGGUUGCGAUCCUAGGCAGGAGGCUCGAACGCUUGGACGCAGUGUCGAAGCAGCUGAAGCAUGGGGUGUCGAUUGUGGCGGACCUGACGAAGGAAGAGGACAUGAAACGCGCCGUCAAAGAGACCAUUGAGAAACUGGGUGGCCUUGACAUCUUAAUCAACAGCGGCGGGGCUUCCACAGGGCUGCCGGGCGACGACGAGGCGGCCUUCAUAGCAGAAUUCAAGCUGCACGUCACAGGGAAUCUGACGCUCAUCAAGGCAGCAGAGGAGGAGCUCAUCAAGAACAAGGGCUCAGUGGUCAACAUUUCUUCUGCGAUCGCCAUAAUGCCUGCGGUCGGCUUCCUGACUUAUGGCGUGGCCAAAGCGGCUCAAGACAAGCUGACCAGAGACCUGGCCUUCCAGUAUGCCCCCAAGGGCGUGCGCUUCAACUCCCUUCUGCCAGGUGUGAUAAACACAGAGCUGUAUGAUGGAAUGGCAGAGGCCAAGGGUGUGCCCAAGGCUGAUCUGAUGGCGGGUCUGGGGACCACCCACCCGCUGGGUCGCGUGGCAGAGCCGGAGGAAGUUGCUGCUGCAAUUGUUUUCCUGGCGUCCAACGCCGCAUCCUUCAUCACCGGUGUCAACCUGCUUGUGGAUGGCGGCAUGACCCUCGGGUACUGGUUCAACAAGGGCUGA
Molecule: messenger RNA, 786 nt
Organism: Coccomyxa subellipsoidea C-169
Lineage: Eukaryota; Viridiplantae; Chlorophyta; Trebouxiophyceae; Coccomyxaceae
Exons: 8
Coding region: 1-786 (261 amino acids)
Source: RefSeq, a predicted model, not a curated record